UUUCCUUCCAGAAUCCUCUCCUGGUCGUCUGUCCAGCAGCGCCGGGGGUCAUGCGGGCGUCGCUUGGCGAAGUCGGUGAUCUCAGGGCCCCAACAGAAAGCCUAGUGUGAUAUCGCUGGCAACGGGCGGGCUCCGCAGGAGCAGGACAUGCAUGAGACAACGAGGAGGGGGAGGAGGAGCCUGCGGGAACGGGCGGCGAGAGCAAGGACGCCUGGCUGCAUGCAUCGGCAAGCCCUCCGGGUCAAGAAGGGAACGGCCCCCAGCCGCCUGGGCCACCAGAGGGUGUACCUGAAGGGUUGUGUCUGCGCGUGUCUCUCCCUCCUGGGUACCUCCGGCCCGCUGCUCGGCCAGGCCGUCCCCUGCCAGGCUUGCCGUCGACGACGUGCCGCGCCCGUGCAGCUCUCCCCCCCGCCCUUGGCGGAGGCGGGGGGCGCGGCCGGCACAGGAGGCGCGUGUCUGCCAGAGCCCGACUUCAUGCUAGAGCCUGCUGGAGCGAUGCCACAGACCUCCACCGCAGGCCGCACACCGAGGAAAGACCGCGGAGACGCGCGCUCGCUGUGCGGACGGACGGCGCCGCCUGCGCGACGAGGGAAUUCGCGCAGCUGGCGCAAGUGCCGGAGCAGGCAGGCACUGACCAACAUUGAGCAGGCCCGCGGCAGGUGGCGACCCCGCACCGCAGCCAGCCGGCUGGAAUACAACCAACCCGAAGGAACUCAUGGACGCGGCGGCGCUGAAGGCGCCGACCGACGGCCUUCGCUCCGUGGCGCCCCUGCCGCCGCUCGACGGCAAAAAAAAACGAGGCGGGUGAGGGAGCGGCUGCACGGGGCCGAACUUGUGGUGCAGGCCGUGAGCUUCGAGUCGGAGAUGCUCUAGGCGUGGGCGGAAGGCGUGUUCUAGGCCCGACUUAAUUCUACGCAGACCUUCUCCGAUCCAGCCUGUCGCAGAGGGCUCAGGUCAAGGCCACGGUGCCCACGCCUCAGCGGUGGCAACGGGUGGAGUCGACACUGCGCCCUCUGGUGCUGGAAGCCGCUCCUGGACGACUCCGCGGCGCCGCCUUCGCGCACCGGCUGCCAGGCAUCGCGUGCGAGAUCCCCAUGGUGCUGUUCGCGAUCCUGAAGUCGGGCGUUGGCAGAACUGGGUCUAGUGGAACCUGGCUUAGUGAUCUGUACCGGAGGCGCCCCCCCGUCCCGUCUCCACUCACAGGAACUGCCGUCACCCGAAGAAACACACCAGCUAUGGCAAACCUGGUUUAGUGAUCCUGGCCAAUGCAAAGGCUCCGGGGCCCUACCACUAACCGGGUCCCCUUACCUGGGGUCCUGGCCAUACCCGAUAAAGGAUUUCGCGCCGGGGGGGCACCGAGGAUAAGAACAGCAUGCCUACGGCAGGUUCGUGUCGUGCCGACCCCAGCCUUGGUUUUUGACACCGCAGAGAUCGUUCAACCUUGAACGAUCGGCCGUCUCCGCAACGUCCAAUCGUUCCACAUCGAUCGAUUCUGGGUCGCCGGCGGCGUUCAACCUUGAACGCCCGCGCUGGGGUCGCCGCUGGUCGACACGACGCAAACCUACCGUAAUCAGAUCCAACGUCUGGUUCUGGGCGGGGGCGGCACGCUCCACGAGUGCAGCCUCAGGGUGCGGUCUUGGAGGCAGAACUGCGCACGGGCCUCGCCCCUCGGCUUAGCCCUGGCAGACCUGCAGGUCCGGUACGCUAUGCUCAAGAGCACGACGGAGAAACUCCUCUGAACCCGCUCCGAUCUGCUGCUCCGCCUGGAUAUGCUUCAGGCCAGCCUCAACCGGCCCUGCACUUCGUGGGCCCCGGAAACGGCAGGGCCGUUUUUUCACCGUGUCCCGGCAAAACGGAACCGCUAAAAAAAACGGCCCUGUCGUCUCCAGGGCCCAGUAAGGCCCUGCAGCCCUACAGUCGAAAGAGUGUCGGAAGAGUGUCGAAACAGUGUCGGACGAGUGUCCCCCAGGGCCCGACACGUGAAAAGCCCCGCGUUUCGGUACUUUGUUUGGUGCUCGAGAUUCUUU
Molecule: messenger RNA, 2027 nt
Organism: Prorocentrum cordatum
Lineage: Eukaryota; Dinophyceae; Prorocentrales; Prorocentraceae
Source: the annotation of a GenBank genome assembly